UGACGUCAUCAACCGGCGACGGGAGGUGACGCAGUUUGUGCGGUCGGUGUGCUGGAAGCUGUGAAGCUCGAACUGUUUUCGCUUAGAUCUCCGGACCUGGUUUGUUUAUCUGACCACCCGAGAAGCAGAAAGAAGGGGAAGAGAUGUCUUUGGCGGACGAGCUGCUGGCGGACCUGGAGGAGGCUGGAGACGAGGGCGACGAGCCGGGUCUGUACCCGGGGGCAGAGGGGGCCGACGGAGCGGACAGCGAUGGGGAGGGUGGGGCGGAAGGCCCGGGGGGGCUGGCUGACAUCCCGGAGGAGAUGGAGGUGGAUUACAGCGGCACAGAGAGCGUCACCUCCAUCGCCAAGCUGAGACACAGCAAGUCGUUUGCAGAGAUAAUGGAGAAGAUCAGUCAGUACAUUGGUAACCAGCGCAAGACCUCAGAAGUCUCUGGGCCGGUGGAGGCCGACCCGGAAUACAGGCUGAUCGUGGACGCCAACAACCUGACCGUGGAGAUCGACAACGAGCUCAGUGAGUUGUUUUUACAGACCUAUGUGUGUAGGGCUUUUAUGAGUGUAAUCACUGAGUGUGAUCCUGGUCUGUGCGUGUACCUGUCUUGGUCUCAGGAGCUGGGGAACAAUCUGGACAAGUGUAAAAACAACGAGACGCUGCAGCAGAUCCUGACCAACGCAACUAUCAUGGUGGUCAGUGUGACGGCCUCCACAACGCAGGGGGUGUUGCUAGGCGACGAGGAGCUGCUGCGAUUGGAGGAGGCAUGCGACAUGGCCCUGGAGCUCAACCAAUCGAAACACAGCAUCUACGAGUACGUGGAGUCCAGGAUGUCCUUCAUCGCCCCCAACCUGUCCAUCAUCGUGGGGGCGUCGACGGCCGCUAAGAUCAUGGGCAUAGCCGGGGGCCUGACGAACCUGUCCAAGAUGCCGGCCUGUAACCUGAUGCUGCUGGGAGCUCAGCGCCGCUCCCUGUCGGGCUUCAGCAGCACCUCCCUGCUGCCCCACACCGGCUACAUCUACCACAGCGACAUCGUGCAGUCGCUGCCCCCGGACCUGCGCCGGAAGGCAGCCCGGCUGGUGUCGGCCAAGUGCACCCUGGCGUCCCGAGUGGACAGCUUUCACGAGAGCUCCGACGGCAAGGUGGGGUACGACCUGAAAGAGGAGAUCGAGAGGAAGUUCGACAAGUGGCAGGAGCCACCGCCCGUGAAGCAGGUGAAGCCGCUGCCGGCUCCCCUGGACGGCCAGAGGAAGAAGAGAGGAGGGCGGAGGUACCGCAAGAUGAAGGAGCGGCUGGGGCUGACGGAGAUCAGGAAACACGCCAAUCGCAUGACUUUUGCCGAGAUCGAGGACGAUGCCUACCAGGAGGACCUGGGCUUCAGCCUGGGACAGCUGGGAAAAUCUGGCAGCGGCCGAGUGCGACAAGCACAGGUCAACGAGGCCACCAAGGCCCGAAUCUCCAAGUCCCUGCAGCGGACCCUGCAGAAGCAGAGCAUGGUGUACGGGGGCCGCUCGACAGUCCGGGAUCGCUCGUCGGGGACCAGCUCGAGCGUGGCCUUCACCCCACUGCAGGGGCUGGAGAUCGUGAACCCGCAGGCCGCCGAGAAGAAGGUGGCUGAGGCCAAUCAGAAGUACUUCUCCAACAUGGCCGAGUUCCUGAAAGUCAAGAGAGAGGGGGAGGGCAAGCCCUGAUGGACUACAGCCCCCACACUGCACUGAGGGGGCAUGUGACCAAAACUCCCAUAGUCCACUGCGGCAGUGUGGGACUACAAUUCCCACAAUGCAUUGCAGCAAAAGAAACCUAUACAGAGCAGAGUAAGGACACAUGACUUCAGAGUUCAUGGGGCUGUGUAACAACACAGCCCCCCCAUAGGCCGAUGGACAACAAUCCUCCAGGGUUUAAUAUUGUGUAGCUGGACUGCUGACCCCUAGGUGUUAUAGAGAGAGCUCUUCACUGAGCUCGCCGAGAAGAAAUAGAUUUGCAGGCAGGACCUUUUUGACUGCCAUUUUUUUGUGCUUGUGAGUGUCUGCCCCUUGGCUGGGGCUCAUUUUUAUUCUGUUCCUGCAGUGAAGCAGGUGACGCAUUUGGACUGGUGCAGCUCGUCAGCGUGCGUCCUGUAAUUCACACCUGUAAUUAACUGAUGUGUGUCCCACAGGGUUUGUCACUGCAGUUUUUUUUUAAUAAAAUGAUUUAUAGAAACCAGA
Molecule: messenger RNA, 2195 nt
Organism: Lepisosteus oculatus (spotted gar)
Lineage: Eukaryota; Metazoa; Chordata; Actinopteri; Semionotiformes; Lepisosteidae
Source: RefSeq, a predicted model, not a curated record